Messenger RNA from Anopheles funestus (African malaria mosquito), 482 nucleotides. RefSeq lists its product as uncharacterized. Gene Ontology annotation, biological process: regulation of protein localization to plasma membrane; vesicle fusion with Golgi apparatus; Golgi to vacuole transport. Bases 110 to 445 code for a protein of 111 amino acids. The record is from RefSeq and is a predicted model, not a curated record. Gene Ontology annotation, cellular component: ER to Golgi transport vesicle membrane; late endosome membrane; Golgi apparatus. Lineage: Eukaryota; Metazoa; Arthropoda; Insecta; Diptera; Culicidae. Gene Ontology annotation, molecular function: SNARE binding; SNAP receptor activity. The transcript has 2 exons.
GUGACCGAGAGAAAACAUACAAACGUUCCGAAACAACAACAAAGCAAUACAGCUUCGACGCAUUUCCCGACCAAUUUGCUAUCAAAACUAUCUGUUUCAAUCGUACAGAAUGGCCGAUUUUGAUUGGAACGAUCACCACCGACAGCAGGUGCUACAGGGACGGCAAAUAUUAGAACGAACGUCUGCCAGUCUGGCUCGUUCGAAUCAAAUUGCCAUCGAGACCGAACAUACGGGUCAUGAAGUAAUUAACGAACUUGAAGUGCAGCGUGAAUCUCUUCUACGCAGCCAGCACCGUUUGGAGAACGCCAAUGAUGAUCUAAGCAAGUCCGGUGCCAUCCUUCGUGCGAUGAAGCGGAACGUAUUGUACAAUAAGCUCAUUUUGAUAAUGAUCAUCGUGAUGGAGGUGGUUAUACUCGCGGGCAUGAUUACAUUAAAGUUCUUAUAGCGAAGGAAAUAUAAUGCAACGGAAUCCCAAAGUGUAA